This is a messenger RNA of Mycosarcoma maydis (corn smut), 3732 nucleotides long. RefSeq lists its product as uncharacterized. The coding region runs from base 1 to 3732 and encodes 1243 amino acids. The record is from RefSeq and is a predicted model, not a curated record. The transcript has a single exon. Lineage: Eukaryota; Fungi; Basidiomycota; Ustilaginomycetes; Ustilaginales.
AUGUACAACAACAUGGUGGCAUCCACCAGCAGGUCGAGCAACGUCGCCACCCGUGCGGAUGCUCCCUCCAGCCGACGCUCCAUCUCGAGCCAAGCUGCUUCUGCUUCACGUUCGCUAGCUGCCUCGGCUGCCUCCUCCUUCUCGUCGCCUUAUGGUGGUCUCCCAUCCUCGGCGUCAUCGUCUUCUUCCCUCUCCACUCCUACACGUCAUUCGAUCUCAUCCACCAGUCGCAACUCUUUAUCGCGCUGCAGCAUUUUAUCUCCUUCUCCCUCCGCUACCAGCCCAGCUGCUGCUAUCGACAAUCCGACUCAAUGCUACUUUGCUCGACCCAGUGGUACCACUUCCUUUACCAAAGACAUCCAGCCAUCCGCCAGCACACGUCGCGUAUCCAACGAUGCUAUUGCAACCAAGCGCAGCACCGAGAUCGUCAAACCGCCCAUUCGACCUUCCCGUUCGGCGGCUCGUUCGUCCGCUGAGCGUGCGUCUGUACGUCAGCGACCCCGCUCGGUAGAGAGCCUUCGCUUGGACCUCGACGGUCUCGAUCUCGGAGGCAAUCCGCCUUUUAGCUCGCCGCUUGACCCCGAGGUAGCCCUGUAUCACGUCCGUACACGAUCAAGCAACGCCCAGCGUAGCUCCGCGCUUCCGCUUCCGCUUCCACACCCGGCACUCGGCAUCCCCACGUACCGCGACGUCGAUGUGGAUCCGGACCGGCUCUGCGUCUCUUGUUCCCACAAGCGCAGGCCUCACGAGACGCUCAACGGCGGCGAAGAUAGCUUUUCCCUCCAUCUGCGCGAAGAGUGCAGCGACUAUCGCGAAAUCUUGUCGUCACAGGCCAUCCUCAAUGCCGUUGUCGACAAGGAGCAGCGCAUGCUUACCGCCAGUGUCGACCCUUUGAACCUACAACGCCAGCGAGCAUACUCGAUCAGUCACGGUCAAGUGCUUGGCGGCUUCGCCAGUCUCGGUCCACAGACAGAGUCAGCUCCAAUACCGCCAGCGCCGUCGAGCUUAUACUGCCAACAGCCGAUGCGCCCCAUCCCCAAGGGUUCCACUGAUGAGUCCGAGACUUCUGUCACGCCCAUCGAGUGGAGAGACAGCUUCGGAACGUCGAGCGCUUCGGCUUAUGCCACGCCGCCGCAGUGGGCUCAUCUUACCGCUCGCCCAUGCAAUCCUUUGGAACCUCUCGACGUGCUCUCGAUCGAAGAAAUGGGUCUACACAGUCUCGACAUUGGCAGUCUCAACGACUGGGAAGGAUGCAAACUUUCCGCCGAAAUUUUGUGUCCGGUAAAAGGCCAUCAGCGGAUCGAGUGGUCAGUGGCUCAAACUACACGUCGGAGCAAGAAAUGGGUGGUGGUUCCCAACGCUACCAUAACGUGUGGCGCCAGUGAACCCUUGACCCCAGCUGCGCAAGCCGAGAGGACCGUCAUUGUAAGCAAAAGAUCGCUCUGGCUCGAUGAGGCGGAAGCUGCGGGAGCGCCAUUGGUGCUGUCGCACGUGACUGUCGCAUCGUCGUCGUCGUUGUCGUUGUCGUCGUCGCAACGUCAAGCUGAUCUUGGAGCUAGCGACGCGUCGUACCGAAACGCGUUGCCAUUCUCUGGCAAGGCGUGCUUCGAGCUACGUCUGCUUCGUCCCACCGUCGGCAAAGUUUACCCGAUGAUCUAUCUGGCCAACGCUUCCACUCAUCGCUAUUUGCACAACCAUCGCCGCGACGUUGGCCAAAGGCAGAUGCAGCCGGAAGAUCAAGCCGAGUUUGAUACCAAGGCUCUCGCGCCUGGCUAUCAUAUACUUCGGCGCUCGAGGUCGCGACCUUACCUGCGCAGGCAUCAAGUGCCACUGCGCCGCUCGCAUUCCAGGCCUUCCCUGAGCGACUCUGCUGAACAAACGGCUCCAUUGCAGCCAGAGCCCACUGGAAUCAAUACGGAGGUAUUUGCUCCAUCGUUGCCCGGCGAUCCGCUCCUACGCACGUGUCCGGGCGAAUCUUGGCCUUCGGCGAGAGUGCGACGUUCCGAGUCGAUCUCGUCGUUCCAGUCCGACUCGAGCGGCGAGGCUGGCAGCGACACGUCUGAGGACGAUGCACGUCUGUCGGUGACCAACACGCGCGAGUCAAUGACGGGUAGUACGACUUCGGACUCGUAUGAUCAGCCUGUGUGCAAGGAGGGCGAGCCUGUUAGGUCGGUAGCGAUCCCGAUGCCUGUCGGAGGCGCUCAUGGAGGCGUUCCUACCAGUGGUGCAGUUUGCAGCGUAUCACCCAGCUCGUCGUCGAGUCGCGGGCUGAGCAAUACGUCGGAACUGUCGUCCAGCUUGGUAGGCUGGCAAGCGGGCAGUUUGGACCAGCCACGCCAUGGGAAGCAAGCGAAUGGCAUGAGCCACGCUUCGUACGAAGCCGACUCUUGGCAAGGUACUUCGCCCACCACUGCAUCCGCUUCGUCACUGAGCGCGAGCAGCAAGCAGAGCCGCGGUCGCAAAGGCUUGCAGAAGGCGCUUCUCAAGAAGGACAAGAUGCUCAGCUCGUGGUUCAAACGUCGACCUGAGAACGGCGCGACGUUGCUCUCAGUGUCUCCGGUGACGGAUUGCGACAAGGCACAGCCGGGCGCGGCGGUCGGCGUGAUCGAGGCCAACGUCAGACUGACAGGAGCUGGCGGUGAAGACGGCGAUGUAGCAGGUGCGGUCGGCCAUUCGAUUGCUCUGACGGAAACAGCGUUGGAAACGUUCCAGCGAGCCAUGUUCCGGCCCGUGUCGCCCGACUCGACCAUUAUGGGAUCGAGAAGGGGUUCGGAAGCUCUGACGCAGAAGGCGGGCGAGGCGCCUGCGCAGGUGUAUGGACAUGGAACGAUGACGCGCUCCGUGGUGGAUGGUGGUGGGGAGAUCGAAAAUCGGCAGGCGGUCAAUUCGACGCUCUCUCAGGUGUACGGUUGGGACCAGCAGCAAGUGCGCAGCAAGUCACUGCAGCGUGCCACGGUGGGUGGCUCUGCAUUGAUGCCAACUUUCUUCGAAGACACGGACGAGACGGACGCGCUUGUGGGACUAGAUGCGGUGCCUGCGGGCGCGCUGACCAUGCUGAUCCCGUUGCCUCUGAUUGGUAGGGAUCGUGUUGAGGACGUAGCGCGCUACAUGCGUGUCAACUUUAGUCCGUUCAAGAGCCUUUCGGACGAUUUCGAGACGGGCGCACCGGGCAUCGGCCACGCUGCUUCGGCUGGACAUGAGGCGGAAGGCGGUCUUGUGCAUAGUGUGAGCACUGGCAGCUCGCAGUUGGCGGAGCGAACUGGGAUGAAAUCGUCGGAACAUUCGAGCUGGAAGCGCAAGUUGGGUCUGUCUAGCCAUCGCAGCGGCGGCAGUGGCAGCAGUGGCGGCGUGAGUGCAAACACGAGCACCAGCAAUGCUUCUACGGUGUCGUCUGGCGCACGGUCCACGGUGGAAGCGGCGCUAGCAUCGCCGCCUGUCGCCAUGCCGAAAUUUGAAGCGUUCCGAAUCACAGCCAUCGUGCACGACGCACCACGGGCAAGUGACGCGUCGAUGGAUGCGCGUCUUCCAGAACCAGGUACGUUCCCAGUAGUACUGGGCUACUGCAACCAUUCGCAAGGGCUCGAAAUGGUGCCGGAAGGCUGGGAUGUGCUGAAGCUCGCCGGCGUCUCCCUGCUGACCAAGCAGGACAACACGCCGCUCGACAGCGGCCAUCCGUUGCGCGGCGUGACAGAUGUGAUUAUUGCGGCGUGCCGCGCUGUUAUGGAUGGGUAG